CUUGCCUUUCUGUUGUUUUUAGGACAGACUCCAAAUGAAACAUUGCCUGUUCAGACCUUUGAUGAAUAUCAGUGCUCAGGCAAUGUGGAGAUUGACUUCCCUGGUCUUUGUGCUCUCCUGGACAUAAAGGAUAUCCCAGCUGUCAGCACCAAGCAACCAGCCUCCUCCACCAAAGAGGACGCAGAGGACAGCCAGUCCCAGAUAAAUGCUGCGUCUUUCUGGUCUAAACCAUGCCUCCAAGUGGAGCUGGAGAAUGAAGCCCCCCUCAACGCCAAGAGAAUGAAGGUUUCUGGAUGGAAGGUAGAUGAUCAGAUUGCCAGAGUGCUGCAGAAGAUGCUUCCCUCCUUGAGUCAGCUACAGAGCCUUCAGUUUUGGCAGGCAGGACUGACAGAUCCAAUGGUAAUCUCCCUCAUGAACACAAUAUCACUGUGCUCCAACCUCAGGGUUGUGACACUGGAGGGUAACCCUCUUCCAGGGCAGAGCUACCACCAUCUGCUCUCUGAAGACAGUAUCCUCACUCACUUGUCCCUGCGAAAUAACCGGAUAGGAGAUGAGAGUGCUCGUCUGAUCGGGUCCGCUCUCUCAACAGCCAGGUCUUCUAACAAGAACCUCAUGUCACUCAACCUGGCAUUCAAUUCUAUUGGUGAUGCAGGUGCUGCUCAUAUCGCACAGGGCCUGCGGUUGAAUUGUGCUUUGCUCUUUCUCUCGUUGUCCAACAAUCAGAUUGGUGACUCAGGAGCGGCUCAUCUGGCUGCGAUACUUGGUGAGUUUGCUCUAACUCAUGAAGAAGUUGUGGAAAGGAGGAAGCUGCUUCUGGAAAAAACACAGUCUUCAUCUCCAAAAGUCGAUUCUGACGGAACGCCUGCUGACCAACUUCCCUCAGUACCCAGCAGCACUUCGCUGAGCAUCAGUAAAGGGGAGAACAAAAGCAACGCCAAGAAAAAGGAAGCAUCCAAAAAAGACGAGAAACCAGCGGCCAACAAAGAGAACCCAAAGUCUAACAAGAAAUCCUCUGAUGUAAAGGCGCCUCAGAGUAAAGGUGGCAAGUCGGGGGCCAAAGAGAAACAACUAACUGCGCAGGAGGUUCAGUUGAGUACCCCUCUGAUUGAGCCUGCAGAGUUGGUGGAGAUAGGAAACCCCCUGCUGGAUCAGUCACCGCAGUACAGGGACGGACAGCUCUUUCUGCCUGGGAACAGGACUCUCACCUCCCUCAACCUGACAGGAAACAGAAUCACAGAGAAGUCACUGCCUCUCUUCCUGACGUCACUAAAGAUGCAGGGUGAGGGAAGAGGCCUACUGCGUCUCUGUCUGCAGAGAAACCGCUUCCCACCAGAGUGUGAGACCUAUGUGAAGAUAAAGGAACUUAUAGAACUCAGCACUCUGAGAUCCACUGGAAAAAAAGAUUCUGAAGAGACAGAAGAGGAGGGACAGGAGGCAUAGUGCUGAGACAACUGACAUCUGCAGGCUUAUACUGUAUAUCUUUAAUUUGUUAUGAAGUAAUAAAAACACAUACACAAAUUGUGUCUUGAGAACACAUCAGAUGAACAAAUGGAAGUAGUAAGAGAAGCAGCCUUGUGGUACAUAAAAAAGGCAGUGGCUGAACAGGAGGACAAUAUGGCUCAUUAAAAUCCAGAUGUGUGUUUACAGAUCCAGUUUACUGCUUUGUGUUUGUGACUGUGGCUCAGACAAAACAAGCAAUUUGAAUAUGUUAACUUGGGCUUCGGGGAAUAAUGACAGGAAUUUUUCACCAUUUUAUUACCUAUUAUACACUGAACCAAUCCAUUAGAAUUGAUUGGAAAAAAUUCUCCAAUUGAUUGG
Messenger RNA from Toxotes jaculatrix (banded archerfish), 1818 nucleotides. RefSeq names its product leucine rich repeat containing 71 (gene lrrc71). NCBI's taxonomy places the organism in Eukaryota, Metazoa, Chordata, Actinopteri, Toxotidae. The annotation marks the transcript as partial. Gene Ontology annotation, molecular function: protein binding. The transcript has 16 exons. The record is from RefSeq and is a predicted model, not a curated record.